UGGUGAGUGAGCGUGAGCACCCGCUACCGUAGAUUUGCAACUGUGCGUAGAGAGGGGGAGCGCGCCAGAGAGAGAGCGCAAGGGAGUGAGGGAGCGAGUGCCAGGGGACCUAGAGGAGAGAGGGAAAGAAAGUGAGGGCCCAAAGACCUACUAUUUGAGAGGGAAUGACCAUGGCUGUUUCCGCAUCCCCCGUGAUCUCUGCAACUUCCAGCGGCACCGGAGUCCCGGGAGGCUUAUUUGGGGCUGAACCCCUGUACUCGACUCCGGGAGAGCCUCCUCGGCUCACCCCCAAGAUGAUCAACAGUUUCAUGGCCAAUAACCACAGCGGCAGCGCGGGAGUUGGCGGGGUUGGCAGUGGCGGUGGCGGCAGCGGCAGCACUAACGAAUGCCGGAUGGUCGACAUGCACGGGGUGAAGGUGGCUUCGUUCUUGAUGGACGGCCAAGAACUGAUCUGCCUGCCUCAAGUUUUUGAUCUCUUCCUCAAGCACCUGGUGGGAGGGUUACACACGGUGUACACGAAGCUGAAGAGACUGGACAUAUCCCCUGUGGUAUGUACUGUUGAGCAGGUCCGGAUCCUCCGCGGGCUGGGGGCCAUUCAACCCGGGGUGAACCGCUGCAAACUCAUCACCAGGAAAGACUUCGAAACUUUGUUCACUGACUGCACCAAUGCCAGUUCAAGGCCUGGGAGGCCUCCCAAGCGUUCUUUGGGAGUGUUGCAGGAAAGUGCUCGCCUUCUGCCCCAUUCAGUCCCAGGCCUCUUAUCACCAGGACUUAUCACUCCGACAGGUAUAACAGCUGCUGCAAUGGCUGAGGCAAUGAAGUUGCAGAAAAUGAAGCUUGCGGCUAUGAACACACUUCAGGGAAAUGGAAGCCAAAAUGGGACUGAAUCAGACCCUGAUGAUCUCACUUCUAACACAGGUGGAAGUGAAUCCUCCUGGGAUAAGGAUAAGAUGCAGUCACCUCCAGCUCCUGUACCCCAACAUGGAAUUGUUCAUGCGGCCCUGGCUAGCCAACCAGGCCUUGGGGGUGCUCCUACCCUCAAUCCACUGCAGCAGAACCACCUACUAACUAAUAGACUGGAUCUGCCAUUUAUGAUGAUGCCUCAUCCCCUACUUCCAGUCAGCUUACCUCCCGCAUCGGUUGCCAUGGCAAUGAAUCAGAUGAACCAUCUCAAUACUAUUGCCAACAUGGCUGCUGCAGCCCAGAUUCACAGUCCACUCUCCAGAGCUGGGGCCUCUGUUAUAAAGGAACGGAUCCAGGAGAGUCCUUCUCCUGCUCCCUCUCUUGAAGAAAGUCAUCGCUCUGGGAGCCAGACUUCCUCCCAUCCCAGCAGCAGCGUUUCAAGCUCACCUUCUCAAAUGGAACAUCAUUCUGAGAGAAUGGAAGAGGCACCUAUUCAAAUCCCAAUGAUGAAAUCACCCUUGGACAAGAUCCAGCUGACUCCUGGGCAGGCAUUGCCUCCUGGAUUCCCAGGACCAUUCAUUUUUGCUGAUAGUCUGUCCUCUGUGGAGACUCUGUUGACCAACAUUCAGGGUCUACUGAAGGUGGCUUUGGAUAAUGCACGCAUCCAGGAAAAACAGAUUCAGCAAGAAAAAAAGGAACUGCGAAUGGAGCUCUAUAGAGAAAGAGAAAUUAGAGAAAAUCUUGAAAGACAACUUGCUGUUGAGCUGCAGAGCAGAACUACCAUGCAAAAACGCCUGAAGAAGGAGAAAAAAGCCAAGAGAAAACUGCAGGAAGCCUUGGAAUUUGAAUCAAAGCGCCGGGAGCAGGUUGAGCAAGCACUUAAGCAAGCCACAACUGGUGAGAGUGGCCUGAGGAUGUUAAAAGAUGCCAGAAUUGCAGAUAAUGAAAUAGAAAACAGUGGGACUCCUCAUGAUAGUACUGCUAUGCAAGCCUGAACACUGAUGCCGGAACUCCAACUGAUCAUAGGCACGAAUAGGGAGGUAACUAUUACUGUUUAGCAAUGGCCCAACAGUUUUAUUCAGCCUGAAAGGUCCUCGCUGGCUUUACAUAAAUGAAGAUGCUUGUGAUUCCAGUUUAUCUCUGAAACUAUUCAACAUGGAGUAAUUUCAAUUGUGUUUAUCAGCAAAGCUUUGUUUUCUGAAGCAGCUAUUCAAUCUACAUUACAUUUUUUAAAAAAUGAAAUGUGUGUAAAUUUUAAAUGAUGUAAACUUUAUCCUCACAUUAGACUGACAAGUUUAAGAAUAUGAGCUAAAUCUUAAUGGCUAAAGUAACUUGACCAUAUCUGAUGAUUUUCUAUGCUCACUUCAGCUUGACUUUUUGUCUUUUAAGGGGAGAAAAAAUGCAGUAGUGUUUUAGAGACUAGAAGCUUAUAUGUAUGGUUUUUCUGUUUCACAACAUAUUAAGUUAAAGCACAUCUUCUUUGUUAAAAAUGUACUUGCUAAAUUUCAGUAUAAAUAAAGCAUUUGACUUUG
Condylura cristata (star-nosed mole) is the source of this 2435-nucleotide messenger RNA. It is a transcript of the gene DACH2, whose product is annotated as dachshund family transcription factor 2. The transcript has 12 exons. Lineage: Eukaryota; Metazoa; Chordata; Mammalia; Eulipotyphla; Talpidae. The coding region runs from base 165 to 1898 and encodes 577 amino acids. The record is from RefSeq and is a predicted model, not a curated record.